Microstroma glucosiphilum is the source of this 4279-nucleotide messenger RNA. RefSeq names its product alpha/beta-hydrolase. NCBI's taxonomy places the organism in Eukaryota, Fungi, Basidiomycota, Exobasidiomycetes, Microstromatales, Microstromataceae. The transcript has 2 exons. Gene Ontology annotation, molecular function: hydrolase activity. The record is from RefSeq and is a predicted model, not a curated record. Bases 347 to 4087 code for a protein of 1246 amino acids.
CAAGGGGGACUCACUGCGUAUCCCACUAAGCUUGGACCCACACGAUCCUCACCUCGUCAGCAUCUCACACUGGCAUUUCCGGCUCACCACUACUCUCCUGCCGUCACAACCCUCACCGCUGUCAGAGACGGCUACCCAGCCUGGCUCAUCCAGUCAUUCGGACAGAUCUGAGCUCAGCACACAUUGCCUGCAGCUGCUGCAAGCUUGCACAGAUCUUCGCCAGUAGCUCACCCAGUGGGAGGCCCCUCAUCGCCACGCAGCGUACUGCUCGCAAUCAGAGAGCAUACACUCCUACAACGAACAGAGAGACACCUUCCUGCGCUCCUCUCCCAGUUCAUCCUCCAUCAUGGGUGGGCACUCGGGCGCCUCGAAGCCUCAGCAGCGACGCCAGGCGAAUCGGCCCACCAUGCCCACCAUGUCCAAGAGAGCCGCCGCAACAACGUCAUCUACACCCGCUUCCACAUCCUCUUCGGUCCAUUCUCGAGGACAGCAGGCGCGGAGAGACUCCUUCACUCGCGCUAGAGACGGUGUCUCCACGAUGCGGCCUGGAAAACCUACACGGAGGAAUAGCAGCAGCCAGCAUCAGCGGCCCGUCUUGGGUGGGAUGACUGCACUGGAUCUCGUCUUGAUCGCUGCAGCUUAUGCCAUCAACUUGAUCAAGACGCUGGCAAUAGCUGAGCUCGUCGAUAUCGCUGCCAAGUCGUUGUGGUACUGCUUCACUUCUCUUCCGUUCGAUUUCUACCGGCGGUGGACUCUCAGCCACCCUCAGCCUGUUUCUCCAGAAAGCGAACCACAAGACAGCGAUGUGAAUCCUGCCUCCAACGUAUUCAGACCCUCGCAGCGUCCUCACCCGCUUGCCCCUCCUCCAUCGCAACUCUCACCCUUCCAUCACCUCGUCAUUCUCAUUACCCGCUUCGCUUGCAUGAACUUCCCGCACUUGCUGCCACGAGUUCUCUUCGCAGAAGAUACGAUGCUGCCCUUUGUCGGCUGGCGGACAGGCGGCGCCAGCUGGGAGCUCAUGAAGGAGAUCCGCGGUGAGCCAAUAAAGACGGACUCCUCGCCGUCACCAGUCCCUGCCUUUCGGGCAAUCUGGAUGGGACCAGACGCAUAUGCUUCCUCAGAGUCACGUCGCCAGAGUGAGACAUCACGGCAGGCGUCGACCAUCCUCUAUCUUCACGGUGGAGGCUUCUCCCUGGGCAGCGUUUCCUUCUACGCGGAGGCACUACUUCGGGUCCUCAACAAGGUCUGCCGAUUCGAAGCUGCCGACCCCUCUGCGCCACUGGCAAGAUGUGUGGCUGUAGAGUACGAUCUCGGUCCCACUGCACGAUUCCCAGCACCCCUGCUACAAUGCCUCAGAUGCUACGCGCAUCUAAUCGAGGUAGAGCGGCUUGACCCCAGCAGCAUCACUUUUGCGGGAGAUUCUGCGGGCGGCAACCUCGCCCUUGCAAUGUUGCUGACCCUGAAUGGACAAGGAGGAAAAGAAGUGUAUCGAGAGAGGGACUGGACCAAGCUGCCUCUGCCGGGAAAGGCGCUUCUUAUCAGUCCCUGGGUGGACUUGAGGCCAUCUCAAGCCCACGCAUUUGCUGCCCUCAGAAAAGAAGAGGAGAUGCAAAGAGAUACAAAGCAGUCAGCAAAGAGCUCUCAUAAGAAGCAAAGCAGCUUCAGAGACUCAUUGGGCACAACGACUUCUCAUCCGGAACCUAGCGAGGAUCUCACUGCUGCCAUCACCUCGUAUGAAUGGGACUAUGUUGCAUCCGAGACUCUGCUCCACUUUGCACAGGUAUACGCUGGGGUACUUGAGAGGCCUCGCAGAGUCAUCGGUCCUUUGGGCUGGGUCGCGCACUUAGGAGGCAUUCUCAGUAGGGGUCUCGAAGAAGAAUCCCAAGCUGGCGAAGCAGGACAGCGCAAAGGGAAGAAGGCUACCCGCACCACCCACGUCGCUGAUCCCGCUAGAAGACUCGCUCGGGCCGUCAAGGACUUCCUCGAGCACCCACUCUUUGAGCAACUGGUACCCAAGGAGGAGUUGGUCCGCACGUCGCCUCCUCUCUCGACAGCUGUAGUCCAGCCAAGCUUCACAUCCGGCCUGGCUCCCAUCUUCAGCUCAAGAGAACGUGAGACAGACGCAGUAAGGAGCACAAAAGAUCUCUACUUUCCCAUCCUCAGCUCUCCGUCUUCGGCCUCUGCGGAUCUUGACUCUAAUCCUUUGCUGUCACCGAUUCUGGGAGACUGGUCAAAGAUUCAGCUCGAGCGCGGCUGCCUUGUGACAUGGGGCGAGCGAGAGCGCAUGUCGGCUGACAUCGAGGCCUGGGUCGAGCUGGUGCACAGCGGGAAAAGUCCUGAAGACCUCACGCCUUCGCGACGUGACGAUCGGCCACGACAAGACGGCGAGGAAGAGAGGGAGAGGUACGAGCGUCUACAGAGAGGCAAGUGGCUCAAGACUGCCGUAGAGCAUGGCAGUGGAGGUGUGCAUGCCUGGCCGUUCGUCGCGAUGUACCUCGCCGGUACUGAAGCUGAGCGGGAGAAGGGCCUCGAGUUGCUGGGCCGCUUCAUUGCUCGGCCCAUUGGUGGCGACGUUGAGACACUCAUGGCAGCUGAAGCAGCCUACUCCCGUCCGCCAGACAACGACACGGCUCCCUCCUCUCCUGCAUGGCAUCAAAGGGGAGAAGACGUCUCUCCACCUUACUCCCCCGGGAGCUUGCCGAGCGAUAUCGGGGAAGAAUCGGAGUAUGACGAAGGAGACGAGCCUGCCGACGGCUCCCAGAGCCCAAUGUUUACAUCACGAGGCGGAGGAAGAGCAUUCACAGAAGCCGAGUUCAAAGAAGUCAUGGGGCUCGGUGUACAGUAUGGUCGCGAGCCUGUCAUGCCUGGCUCGCCGAGCUCGAGCAGGUCUGCACCAACUCCUCCCGCGCCGGCGCCCUUGACCCCACCCGCCUCUACACCCUCGCGAGAGACGCCUAUAGCACCGACCACCCCGCCGAGUCGCGCUGCCCAGCUAGGACGUGUCGAUACCACUACGACAAUUCCCGCAUAUUCGCCAUCACUUUCUUCAGGCUCUGCAUCUCCAGCGAGCAGUAUGAAGGGCAGCAUCUCAAGAAGGAUGGAGAGGGAGCAUUCCUCUGGUCAGAUCUCUCGCGGCAGAAAGGCCGAGCCGACUGCGCCUCCACUCUGGUGGACAAAUACGCCCGUUGGUGCUGCUCCUGCUGCUCUUCCAGCGCAAGAGGUCACGAGCCAGGUGCAAGCUCUGCCUCGAUUCGAAAGCGAUGAGGACGACCUGGAGCAAGAUGUCGACGCCGAUACAUCCUCCUCCUCGCAGCUCGCGCCAGCUCUUUCCACCCUCGCCUAUUCUUCCUCUCCUUCUCGCGCUGCGCCUCGCUCAGACUCGGAUCCGGGAUCAGAACAGCUCAAAGCAUCUUACUUUGGUCUCUCCUAUGCCCUGCGUCGCGAAGCAGAGGAAGGUCUCUCGGACAUAGCCGAAGAGUCGAGCGUAAUGAGCAGUGGCUUCGCUUCUAUCGCCGGUGGAGCGGGAGGUGGAGCUCAUGCAGGCAGCAGUAAUCUCGGUCCUGGGGCAGGUGCUGCUCUACAAGCUGGGUUCAGCUCAAGCCCAGGUUCGAGUAGGAGCCCCAGCACUGCCUUCCGCCAGCCUGCAGGGGGAGCCUUUUUGCGCUACGCAGACGAUGCUGGAUCUCUCGAUUUGCAGGGCGAAGGUCAACUGGAAGAGGAGGAGGAGAUGGAAGGCAGCUCAUCGAUCUAUAGUCCUGUUGAGUUCGAUGAGGAAGAGGACAUAGGUGUGGACGCGUAUGUAGAAGAAGGAGAUACGAUACCCGAUAGUGAUGGAGCAGAGUACGAAGGCGAGUAUGAAGCUGGAGAGAAGUUGGAUGAUGACGUCCAAGCCGAAGUGGAGAGUGAGAGUGAGAGUGAAGAAGGGGAUGGGGAUACAGACACUAUCGGCAGGAGACGAAGUAGCGAGUCCCUCACCCGCACCUCGGCUGUAAGAGGAGGUGAGGCUUGGUGGGCUUCUGGCGCUGGCGCUGCUGCUGGUGGAGGGAGCGCUUCUACUGCUAGUGGGAGGGGACCAGGCCCACUCUAGACCAAUUCGGAUUCGGUGGGAGAGGAGUCUGGUACGCAUCUGAUGAGCGAACAGGGACUUCAGACGUGUAUUUGUUCGAGCAUGACGUGACGUGACGUGUAACGACCAAACGAAGAAUUCAUAUAGACUCUCAUGUAGUGUAGUGGUAAAGUGGGGUAUAUAGCAAUUCAACUCUUUGCAUCCGACAACCGU